This is a messenger RNA of Callithrix jacchus (white-tufted-ear marmoset), 2073 nucleotides long. NCBI's taxonomy places the organism in Eukaryota, Metazoa, Chordata, Mammalia, Primates, Cebidae. The record is from RefSeq and is a predicted model, not a curated record.
AUGGAGUUAGCACAGCUAGGUCUUUUGGCAUCUGGCUCAGUGGUGGGCCCAGCCAGAGCGGCCUCAGGACCCAGGCAGGCCCGGGAGGCCUCGCCGCUUGUGUCCUGUCGAACUAACAAGUUCCGGAAAAACAACUACAAAUGGGUGGCCGCCUCCGCGAAGAGUCCUCGGGCUGCUCCGAGGGCGCCCAGUCCCAGACUGGCUGCGGAGAAUGUGUGCAAGGCUGCAGCUGGCACGGCAGGCAAGGUGGAGAAGCCACAACUCAGAGCCGACCCAGAGCUCAAGCCCAGGAAACCAGCCACGUCCUCCCAGCCAGGGUCUGCUCCCAGCAAGUACAAGUGGAAGGCAUCCAGCCCCUCUGCCUCCUCCUCUUCCUCCUUCCGUUGGCAGUCGGAGGCCAGCAGCAAGGAACGUGCCUCCCAGCUCUCCCCGCAGUCGUCUAGGUCCCCGUCGGGGGACAGACCAGCAGUAGGACCCAGUGGCUUGAAGCCCCUCUCUGGGGAGACCUCACUCUCAGCUUACAAGGUGAAGAGCCGCACCAAGAUCAUCCGGAGGCGGGGGGGGGGGGGGGGGGGGGGGGGGGGGGGAGUACAAGCCUUCCUGGAGACAAGAAGCAGCCCUUCCCAUGCCACCACCGCCAAGAGCCACCUCAGCCUCCGGGGGAGACAGGCCCUCCGGGGGAAGAGCAGUCCUGUCCUGAAGGAGACCCCCAACAAAGGCCUGGUACAGGUCAUCACACACCGGCUGUGCUGCCUGCCCCUGAGCCGGGCCCACCUCCCCACCAAGGAAGCAUCCAGCCUGCAUGCCCUGCGGACUCCACCCACUAGCAAGGUGAUCAAGACCCGCUACCACAUCGCAUUGUCAAGAAGAUCCCAGCCUUAUCUCUCGGCGCCCCGCCCUUCCCCCCAGUCUCUGCCCUCCUGGCGGGCCUGGCAGCUCUCACUGUCCAGGUCCCUGGUGCUGAACCGCCUGCGUCCAGUUGCCAGUGGGGGUGGAAAAGCCCAACCAGGCUCGCCUUGGUGGCGGAGCAAAGGCUACCGCUGCAUCGGAGGGGUCCUCUACAAAGUGUCUGCCAGCAAGCUCUGCAAGACCUCCGGCCAGCCUGGUGAUGCCGGCAGCAGGCCCCUCAUCCGCACAGGCCACCUGGACCCUGCAGGCAGCUGUAGCCAUUCCCUGGCCAGCCGGGCAGUGCAGCGCAGCCUAGCCAUCAUUCAUCAGGCGUGGCAGCAGCGGAAGAGGAAGGAGUUCUGCAUGAACUACAACCGCUUCGGCAGGUGCAACCGCGGCGAGCGCUGCCCCUACAUCCACGACCCUGAGAAGGUGGCCAUGUGCACCAGGUUUGUCCUGGGCACCUGCAAGAAGACGGAUGGGACCUGCCUCUUCUCCCACCAUGUGUCUAAGAAGACGCCAGUGUGCUUGUACUUUCUGAAGGGCAUCUGCAGCAAUAGCAACUGUCCCUGCAGCCACGUGUAUAUGUCCCGCAAGGCCGAGGUCUGCAGCGACUUUCUCAAAGGCUACUGCCCCCUGGGUGCAAAGAAGAAACACACACUGCUGUGCUCUGACUUCGCCCGCAGGGGGUCAUGUCCCCGGGGCACCCAGUGCCAGCUGCUCCACCGCACCCAGAAACGCCACAGUUGGUGGGCAGCCACAUCCCCCGCCCCAGGACCCAGCCACACUGCUGCCAGCAGCAGAGCCUCGGCCAGCCAGGGGCCCAGGAAGCCCUUGGCAGCCCAGCACCCCACCAGGCAGACGCCCAGCUCUCCUGCCCUCACUGUGGCUGCCCUGGCUGCGCCUCCCCACUCCCCAGGGGUGUCAGCCUCUCCCGCAUCCUCCAAGGCUUCCUCCUCCUCUUCUCCUACCUCCUCUUCCUCCUCCCCCUCCUCCCUGUCCCCUCUCAAUUCCUUGGACCAGGAGGCUGCCUCAGCAGUGGUGCGCUCCAGCAGGCUCUGCAGGCUGCCUUCCUUCAUCUCCCUGCAGUCCUCGCUGAGCCCAGGAGGCCAGCCCAGGGCCUGGGCUCCCAGGGCCCCGACCAAGGACUCAGGGAAGCCUCUGCACAUCAAGCCACGUUUGUGA